GUAUUUUGCCCAAUAUUGCCGAUUGUGAAACAUAUUAUCAUGUAUAAAAAUAUUUUAUCAAGGUCAUUACUUGGUAAAUCCGCUAGUUUGUUCAAAGGUUCUGUUGAAAGCGUUAGGCAAAUUAACUGCGGGAUUUGUUUAAGAUAUCCUAGGCAAACACCGAAGCCAAACAACCAAGCCUCUCCAGCAAUAGCUAGCAAAUACCAGGUCAUAACCGAUAGUAAUGCGACUGUGAUAGAAAAUACGGCAGAAGAGUUAUAUAAGGAGGAAAGCAAAUACCCUGUUUUUAGUGACGAAUUCGAUGGUGUUAACCUGGAAAGAGGAAAAACUGGCGUUUUUGAAAUUGAAGAUUUGGUAUCAUUACUCCAAAGAGAAAACUCAAAAGAUAUAUUUGUAGCAACUGUACCCCAGAGCAUAAACUAUGUUGAUUACAUUUGUGUUGUUAGUGCCCGUAGUAAAAGACACAUUUUAGCACUGGCCGAGUUUGUCAGAAAAGUUUACAAGAAGAAAUGUUACAAGUCUGACUCAAUACCAAGGAUUGAAGGCAAGGAUUCUGAGGAAUGGAUGGCGUUAGAUUUAGGCAAUAUUGCACUGCACAUUUUCUCUGAGAAAGCAAGAAACGCCUACGAUCUUGACUCUUUGUGGGCGGUAGGACCAGAAUAUGAUGAACAAAUGAAUAAAAAACAUGAUGUGGCAGAUAUUUUCCAGAAUUAUAGUGAAUAUCUGAAAGACCUCAAGCCACUAGCAUAGCUGUUUAAUUUACCAAUAAAACAAUUAUUU
Molecule: messenger RNA, 780 nt
Organism: Cydia amplana
Lineage: Eukaryota; Metazoa; Arthropoda; Insecta; Lepidoptera; Tortricidae
Gene: RsfS312
Exons: 3
Coding region: 40-750 (236 amino acids)
Biological process (GO): negative regulation of ribosome biogenesis; negative regulation of translation
Cellular component (GO): mitochondrion
Molecular function (GO): ribosomal large subunit binding
Source: RefSeq, a predicted model, not a curated record